Nannospalax galili (Upper Galilee mountains blind mole rat) is the source of this 2672-nucleotide messenger RNA. RefSeq lists its product as uncharacterized. NCBI's taxonomy places the organism in Eukaryota, Metazoa, Chordata, Mammalia, Rodentia, Spalacidae. The coding region runs from base 1 to 1110 and encodes 369 amino acids. Gene Ontology annotation, cellular component: basolateral plasma membrane; intercalated disc; bicellular tight junction. The transcript is spliced from 6 exons. The record is from RefSeq and is a predicted model, not a curated record. Gene Ontology annotation, biological process: homotypic cell-cell adhesion. Gene Ontology annotation, molecular function: cell adhesion molecule binding.
AUGGCAGGCUUGGAUUUCACCGGAAGUUUGGCCGUCACCACUCCCGAGCAGACAGUUCAGAAAGCCAAAGGGGAGACUGCGUAUCUGCCCUGCAAGUUCAGCCUCAGCCCUGAGGACCAAGGACCACUGGACAUUGAGUGGCUGCGGCUUUCAGGACCUGAUAAUGAGAAGGUGGACCGUGUGAUUAUUUUAUACUCUGUAGACAAGAUCUACUAUGACUUCUGUGAAGAUCUGAAAGGACGAGUACACUUCACAAGUAACGAUAUCAAAUCUGGAGAUGCCUCGAUCACUGUAACAGAUGUGCAAUUAUCGGACGCUGGCACCUAUCGAUGCCGAGUGAAAAAAGCCCCCAGUGUUGCCAACAGGAACCUGCAGCUGACAGUCACUGAUUUCACCGGAAGUUUGACCGUCACCACUCCCGAGCAGACAGUUCAGAAAGCCAAAGGGGAGACUGCGUAUCUGCCCUGCAAGUUCAGCCUCAGCCCUGAGGACCAAGGACCACUGGACAUUGAGUGGCUGCGGCUUUCAGGACCUGAUAAUGAGAAGGUGGACCGUGUGGUGAGUGUGUGCCUGCUCACUGUCACUAAGCAGAGGUCACAUUGCACAUUGUGCUCAUCACUCAGAGAGGGACAUGGAUCUGGAAGCCCCAGUGCCCAGGCUUGUGAUCCUUAUAGAGUGACACGGAUAGUAAGUGACCCAAGAUUGCAGAAGAGGAAAGGUUCAUCAAAGUUCUUCAAGACAGUUCAGAAAGCCAAAGGGGAGACUGCGUAUCUGCCCUGCAAGUUCAGCCUCAGCCCUGAGGACCAAGGACCACUGGACAUUGAGUGGCUGCGGCUUUCAGGACCUGAUAAUGAGAAGGUGGACCGUGUGAUUAUUUUAUAUUCUGUAGACAAGAUCUACUAUGACUUCUAUCAAGAUCUGAAAGGACGAGUACAUUUCACAAGUGACGAUAUCAAGUCUGGAGAUGCCUCGAUCUCCAUAACAGAUGUGCAGUUAUCAGACACUGGCACCUCUCAGUGCAGAGUGAGAAAAGCCCCCGGUGUUGCCAAAAGUAACCUGCAGUUGACAGUUUUCAGUAAGUUACUGUUGUUGGUGACUUGUUUGCAGUGACCGGUGAAUGGGUACCGUGCCAUAGUAUCAGCAUUUAUGUAAAACAAACCUUGGAUUUUGUGUAAUUAUUUUAUUUGUUUUCACUGUGCUAAGGAUGAAACCCAGGCCUCAUGCUUGCCAGGAAAGGACUCCAGCACUGAGCUGCGCCCCUGGCCCCAGAGUAAUCAUUUUAAACUUUGAAGUAUUUUUGAUGUUCUCAGAUAGCUUAAGACAUAAAGCUAGACUUUCUUGCAUAGGAAAAAUAAGUGACUAACUUCUUUUCAAAACUCAUAAAGAAUUUAGAGUAAGUGAAGAGUUUGUUGAGUGACAAAGACCUGUGAGCCAGGAGUCAGGAGAGCUGUUUUGUUGCUGCUCUCGUUUUUGCUAUUUUUAACCUUGUCUUCUGAAUGUGCCCUGAGAGUUAAACAAAUUUCAUUUUCUUGGGCCUCAGCCUAUCUUAUGUUUACUGACGCAUAAUAUAUUAAAAGGUUUACUUAUCAUUAUACCUAUCAGAUUUCAUUCGGUUCAAAGUUGUUUAUGGUCUGAGUAGAAGCUCUGAGCUUUUACUUUCACGGUCCAAAGAAUCAAUGAGAUUUCUGUGGUGAGGAACUGGAGUGUCAGGAUGAAGCAGAUGGAAUGUGCUAGAAUGAAUAAUGGACUGGAGAAGGCUAGUGCUCAUCAGGUAGUGAUGGAACGUCCCCACCAUCACCGCCUCUCAUUCUCAACAUGGGAAUGAGGCAGUUGCUAGGAAGACCUUCUGCUCUCCAGAUGGCUGAGAGGACAGGUGCACACUGCCUGCCAUCGUCAAAGCCUUCAGUUUUGAUUCUUUCUAUGGAUUCUGUGAUAAUUAGCCCAGUCUCAAUCCCUUCAAGUUUAGAGAGUCUGAAAGGUUUUAGUUCAUAGUAUGCACCCAACAUCAACAUCUUAUUCUGGCAGAAUUUAUAUAGACAGUGACUGUAUAAAUGGGACCAAAAUCCCUGUUCUGUGACCUAAAGUGUCAUGUUUUGGGAGACUCUUGGGGACCUGUUUUUGGUCAGAAUUUCUGAAUGUCUGGCAUAACCUUGGAAGUGACUAAUCAGGGCAACCUCCCUCACUGACCACCCCCUGCCUCAACAUACCACCUAUUCACUGAUCUUUUAUAGAAGCACCUAGAGUAAGGUAGGAAGUGUUAAUGUGGGGGUCAGAGUUGUUCUGCGCAAUGGUCCACUCCAGAGCAAGAAUAUAAGCACACAGAGCAACAGGAAGGGGAACACUGGCAUGUCAGGUUCUGCUGGCAGCACUGCGGAGUGUAGACUCUGGUCAACAGUACUGUGGCCCGAGUUGAGCCCGUUAAGAAUGUGUGAAACAAGUGGCACCAAACACGCAACUGCGAUGUCAAUCAUGAUCUCCCUCCUCCAAACACAUCUUGACACCCGUAGGAAAUGCAAUCAUAUUUCUCUCCUUCAUGUGUUACUAUUUGGACUUUGUUUUUCUUUCUUUUUUUUUUUAAUUGCUGUGCAUGGGGGUGUACACUUUUGGUUCCAGCAAUUGGGAAGCAGAAGCAAGCAGAUCUCUGUGAGAUCAUGGCUAGCCUGGUCUAUGUA